Molecule: messenger RNA, 4493 nt
Organism: Nothobranchius furzeri (turquoise killifish)
Lineage: Eukaryota; Metazoa; Chordata; Actinopteri; Cyprinodontiformes; Nothobranchiidae
Gene: ptgir
Product: prostaglandin I2 receptor
Biological process (GO): positive regulation of cytosolic calcium ion concentration; adenylate cyclase-activating G protein-coupled receptor signaling pathway; negative regulation of smooth muscle cell proliferation
Cellular component (GO): plasma membrane
Molecular function (GO): thromboxane receptor activity; prostacyclin receptor activity
Source: RefSeq, a predicted model, not a curated record
UGGAGGCGCUCUGAGAGACAAACUUCACCGGAGAACACGCUCCUUCACAGAGCAGCCACGCGCUCCGAUCGGACCGUCGCGCGCGUCCAUCUACCUUGAUGGAAUAUUUCUCCGGUUUCGCAUUCUGAUUUAUUAACAGAGACCGUGGGAUAAAAACAACUUAAAGCUACAGGAUUGGCCGCUUUCCUGGCUCUAGUGAAAUAAAUAAUUCUAAACAGAGACAGGACCAUGACGGAAAGCUCUGAGUAGCGUUUAAAGCAGCAGCAUGGAUUUCUCCAUACAUCCUUGCUGCCUGCGUUGUCAUGUGAUCAUCAACAGAGGACAUCACUUCUCCUACUGUCUGGCAAGUUUUAAAGGUUAGCCAUCAAAGACUACCAUAAAAAAACCUCAGGGAGAGAGGUAAACAUGAACCAUAGCUCUGUUUUUAACACAUCCUGCAGCAACACCACCUACGUUGUGGGUAAUGGGGGCAAGUUGAAGAUCAGCAUCAUGAUGUUUUUGGCUGGAGUGGUGGGAAACCUUCUCGCCCUCUUCAUCCUGGUCAUGCACCAGAAGAAACGUCGCUCCAGGUCGUCCAUCUUCUGCAUCCUGGUGACGGGCUUGGCCCUUACUGACCUGCUGGGCACCUGCCUCCUGAGCCCACCUGUGUUCAUCUGCUAUGCUCGGAACUUGUCCCUCAUCGCUCUGGGUGGUGAAAGACUGUGCAACCUUUUUGGCUUUGUUGUGAGCUUCUUUGGCCUGGCGCCCACGCUCAUCCUCUGCACCAUGGCCUUGGAUCGCUGCUUCGCCAUCAGCCACCCGUACUUUUACUCGGUUCACAUCCGCCAAAGCUUUGCAAAGUUUACUCUCAUCUUUAUUUACCUCUUUUCUUUGGCAUUUUGUCUCUUGCCAUACAGUGGCUUUGGCAAAUUCAGACAGUACUGCCCUGGGACGUGGUGUUUUAUUGAUAUGGAUGCCACAGGAGAUGCCCAGGCCAACUUGGUGCAGGCCUUCUCCCUGUCCUACUCGUCCCUCAUGGCUCUGCUCAUCUUCAUCGUGUUUAUCUGCAAUGGAUCGGUGAUCGUCAGCCUGUGCAAGAUGCACCUCAGCCAGAUAGUCCGGCGAGGCUCGGUGGUGUCCGUGGGGAGGAAGAAGAGGCUGAGCUUGGCCUGGUUUGGACAGGGGGAAGAAGAAAUAGAUCACCUGGUGUUACUGGCACUCAUGACUAUCAUCUUUGUGGUGUUCUCCCUGCCUCUGAUUAUUGCAGGCUUUAUCAACGCCAUUCAUCCAUAUCGUGGCGACGACGAGAACCUGAUAGCUUUCCGCUUUUACUCCCUGAACCCCAUCGUGGAUCCCUGGAUUUUCAUCCUCUUCCGCAAGUCUGUGUUUCGUCACCUGGGCUCUCUGCUGAACUGCCGCUUCGGUAAACAGGCUGUAAAGACAACGGCACACUGCGCUUUGUCGCUACCUCUCGACAGUGUUCUGCCACACAACCGUCAACUGUGACGGAUCCACAGACUCAACUGGGCCGUUGGUUGUGAAGGACAAAGGACUCCAGAUUGCAGGCUUUAUCAACGCCAUUCAUCCAUAUCGUGGCGACGACGAGAACCUGAUAGCUUUCCGCUUUUACUCCCUGAACCCCAUCGUGGAUCCCUGGAUUUUCAUCCUCUUCCGCAAGUCUGUGUUUCGUCACCUGGGCUCUCUGCUGAACUGCCGCUUCGGUAAACAGGCUGUAAAGACAACGGCACACUGCGCUUUGUCGCUACCUCUCGACAGUGUUCUGCCACACAACCGUCAACUGUGACGGAUCCACAGACUCAACUGGGCCGUUGGUUGUGAAGGACAAAGGACUCCAGGUACUGACCGUCCUGUCAGAAAAACACUGGAAGAAAUCCCAGAACUUGGGAUUGGGGUUCCUGAACUCUUAAUUUAUAUUCAAACACAAAGAAGUAUUCUUCAUUAUCCUGAAUACUCAAUAUUACAAUAGGAGUUGUGCCAUAAAAUGAAGCACAGUGACUGUGAGCAAAAGGAAGGAUGAAAUCAUACGUUUGUGGAUGAUGUACUGUAACAUAUAAAUGUGCGUGCACUCAGAAAAAGCCCUUUAACAUGCAUGAAUGUAUUCUCUCUUUUUCAUCUUAUUUUCUAAAACAAAAAGCUCUUUUUGCACAUCUGCAGCACCCGUCUAUCAUUCAGAAAUUUAAUCGUACAUUUUUUUCUCGAUUUAGUUAACACAAUCUGCCAAAUCCACAAAAUGAGUUUAUAAAUGUUUGUAAAAAUCCACCCAGCAGUUAUUUAGACUUUUACCUACACUGGACUCAUUAAACAAUUAGAAGUUUCUCCAUUUCAGGAGUUUAUUAAGAAGUUCCAUGUUUUCAACGGGUUCUUUUGGAUUGAAUCUGCUGCCUAAAAUGGAGUGAUUCAGAGUGAACAAUUAAAAAAUGAACGUAUGUUCAUGAAAAUACACUUUGUUGAGCAUUAAGGCAUGUAAAUUAUUUUCUUGACACUUUAAAUACAAGUGUAAAGGAUGAAUGUGUGGCUGAUUUAAAAGAAAAUUAUGUCUUAUUAGGAGAUUCCCCUUCCAAUCAGAGCAAGCAGAAACACAAAAAGCUGUUAAUUUAUCCUUUCUGGCUUUCCAUAGUACACGACAGUACAACAUGUAUUCUCGAAAUAUGUGUUAAUACAUGAAUGUAGCACAUCGACAUAAAUAUACCACAGGAGUCGAAGCUGAUAUAGAACGAGUGCCUCCUAGUGGUUGGCUGCAGCAUGAGUUUUAGGCCGCGCCCCCUUCGUGUACACCUUAGGUACAAAAAUCCAAGAAGUCUCCGUUUCUGAAGGUUAAAUUUGUAUUUUUACCCUUAAGGACCCAUGGAGACCCUCACAUCACAUUCCAUUUCAAACAUCUGCAAAUUUAUUCUUGAGUCGUAUUAAAAUUUGAAACCUCCAACUGACUUUCUUUCCAUACAUUUAUUGAAAAUUAGUUUACUUCUUCAUUUGAUUAAAUUAUUUAUUUAUUUUUUUAUGUAUUUAUUCUAAUCUGUUUUCUAUUUCAAAAGGGUUUGGGUUCUAAAGGGUUAAUGGUGGCUUAAGAGGAACGAAGUUUAAUUUCUAUAGAGGACUUAAUGACUAUUCAAUAUUUCAGCAUUUGCAAAAGUCAAGCGAACCAAAAAGGAGGGUUUAAGUGGUUUUCUAAAUCACAAAACAAUACAUUUGACUUUUAUUGCAAAGAAUCAUUUAGUAUUACUCUGACAGCCGGAAGGGACAUACUGCUUGGAUUAGAGGUUGACUAUGGAACACGGACAAUCUGGCGAACUCUGGUGGUCAGGGGUGGUAUUGAAACAACAUGACAGAUUUUCCAGCCACUGAGAUGUUGGUUCACUGCUGACACGUUCCAGCACCAUGUUCAGAGACAAAUCGUACAGGAUAAGGACUAAUUUCUACUAAUGUGUUUAGUUUACAACAGUAUUUACUGUUUGAACAUCUUCUGGGCUCAGAAUCAGCUGCUUGACUUGUCAAGUCUGCCAAAGUCCCAACCUUGCCUUGCUGAGUGGACUUUUUAGUGCAACGGUGCCUUCUAGUGGCAGGUAGAUGCAAACAUAAACAGUGUUGUGCCCGGCAGAAUAAAUUUUAGAUUAUUUAUCUUUUUAAAUAUAGCUUUAAAAGGAGAAACUCCACAUUCAUUCUGCACACUUCUGUGGAGGUAUUAUUUUUUUUUAAAUAUAGCUUUUUAUUAAAAUGUUCCAUAUUCUAACUUUAACUCAGCUGCAAUCUGAUUUUAAUAAUAAAUUAAAAGCAGAAUUAAUUGCGUUCUAAAAAUGUUCAAAGGAUAAAUGUGAAAUACCAAACCUUUGUUAAAAGAUAAUGUUUAGAUGAGUUUCUAUGUAAAGUGACCCUAGGUAGUCCAAAUUGAAGCGAGGCAAUCCCGUGCAUGUUUCAUAUUUAAACACUGACCUUCUCUUGUUGUCACUGAUUUCUAAAUCACCUUUAAUGACUGUUUUAGGGCAUGUUGCUUUGAACAGCGUCUGCUGCUAAAGCCUGCACUGCAAGAAUGUAAAAUUUGUGAACUAUGUAUUUAACUUUGUGGGUUUUUCACUGUUUCACAAUGUUGGACAAGCUGCUUUAUUCCCUCUGUUGUUUAUGUUUUAGACUCAGUUCAGCAUAAAACAGUCUGAUUCAAACGCAAUCCAAACCUGCACGUUUUUUUCUGAGAGAAUGGUUGUUUGAGCUCUUCUGUGUAAAUGAAUGAAAUAAUGCCAUUUUAGAAUUAAAUUGUACCACAGAUGACAAUAUAUGUGAAAUACAAAAUGAAAGCAAACUUACAGAUUGUCUGUGUGUAUACGUAAGACCUUUGCAACAGAAUGUGCUUUUUUGUCCUGCACGUUUGCUGAUCUGCUGUGACAGCUCUUUUUCUGCACAACUUAAGACUUAAUUCAUGCUAAAUAUUGUUUUACUAGUUAAAGCAUCAAAAAUACAAACAUCUUGGAUUAAAAUAAGAAAUAAAAGUACCAAGAAAAAUA